This is a messenger RNA of Medioppia subpectinata, 1545 nucleotides long. NCBI's taxonomy places the organism in Eukaryota, Metazoa, Arthropoda, Arachnida, Sarcoptiformes, Oppiidae. The record is from the annotation of a GenBank genome assembly.
AUGCAUUCAGGUGAUUUGUCUCAGAAAAAUACACUAUAUAAGGAGGGAUUAUUACCGAAGAACUUCCAGAUCGCGGGUUUUGCGCACUCAAAGUCAUCGGUUGAGGCCAUUAGGAAACUUGUAGACCCGUAUGUCGUCAAUACCCUUAGGGAUGAACACGAGAAGCAACUGUACAAAGAGUUCUGGAAGAUUGUGACCUAUAAUUCAGGCGACUCUCAAUCGGACAAAGACUUGGCACCCGUUACUGAUAUCGUCAACAAGUUUGAAACCGGUAAAAAGAAAGGACACCGAUUGGUGUACUUCGCUCUUCCCGCGUAUCUCUUUGCCAAAACUGCGGCUGCAGUCAAAACCACCCUUUACUCUAAAACUGGUUGGACUCGACUAGUGAUUGAAAAGCCGUUUGGAAAAGACAGCGAGUCUUCAAAGGAGUUGUCGGACGCGCUGUCACUGAUUUGGACAGAGAAAGAGAUCUAUCGGAUUGACCACUAUUUGGGUAAAGAGAUGGUACAGAAUAUUCUUGCCCUACGUUUUGGGAACCGUCAGUUGGAGCCGACCUGGAAUAAUGAACACAUCGCUAACGUUGAGGUGCUGUUCAAAGAGCCGUUCGGCACAAUGGGAAGAGGGGUUUACUUUGAUGAAUAUGGUAUGAUUCGAGAUGUGGUGCAAAACCAUUUACUUCAAGUGUUGGCACUCAUAGCUAUGGAGAGACCGGAAGCUAACGAUGCGGAGAAGAUUCGUGACGAAAAAUUAUAUCUAUUGAAACACAUGAAAGACUUAGCGAUGGAAGACAUAGUGUUGGGUCAAUACGUGGGGAAUCCUAAGGGUGUGGGCGACGCCACUAAGGGUUAUACCGAAGACGACACCGUGAAAGACAAGAACUCGACGACUGCCACCUAUUCUCUGGUCACGCUUCACAUCGAUAACGACCGCUGGAGAGGAGUUCCCUUUUUCAUCAGAUCUGGUAAAGCGACUGAUGAGAGCAGAGUUGAGGUUAGGGUUCAAUACAAACCAUUGGCUGAAGACCUGUUCAAUGGUCAGGCGAAGCGGGAUAUGACUAUCAUUCGUAUUCAACCCAAUGAAGCCGUUUAUCAAAGACUUAACAUUAAGAGACCCGGAAUGAGCAAUGAAUUGAUUGAGACUGAACUCGAUCUCACUUAUGCCACUCGUUUCUAUAACGCAUACCUUCCCGAUGCCUACGAGCGCUUAUUGUUAGAUGUAUUCAACGGUGAACAGGCUAACUUUGUCCGCACAGACGAGUUGAGUGAGGCCUGGCGUGUGUUCACUCCCGCCCUUCACACCAUUGAAAAGGACAAGAAAAUGCCCGUUAAGUAUGUGUUCGGCGCCCAGAGUUUCAAAGAAGCCGAUGAUCUCGAGGCCAAGUAUGGAUUGAUCCGCGAAAACAACUAAUCAUUUGUUAUCACUUAUCGUUAAAAUCCCAUUUUUUAAACAUUAAUUUGUGUAUUUUUAAUUUGUAAUUUAAACCAUGUUAAUAUUUUUAUUUUAUAAUUAUCAAAAUAAUAAAAAUAGUAAUACAUUAUAUCAAAU